Alosa sapidissima (American shad) is the source of this 8276-nucleotide messenger RNA. RefSeq names its product microtubule associated serine/threonine kinase 3b (gene mast3b). The transcript has 27 exons. The record is from RefSeq and is a predicted model, not a curated record. Gene Ontology annotation, biological process: peptidyl-serine phosphorylation; intracellular signal transduction. Bases 455 to 4747 code for a protein of 1430 amino acids. NCBI's taxonomy places the organism in Eukaryota, Metazoa, Chordata, Actinopteri, Clupeiformes, Clupeidae. Gene Ontology annotation, molecular function: protein serine/threonine kinase activity; magnesium ion binding; ATP binding.
GAUGUUGUUCGCGCACCAUCACAACCGAAACUUUGAAAUAAUGAAGGAGCUAGCUAUUUCAAUUGAGUUGUGCUGUCACGGACUAUAGUCUGACGAAGAUGGGACCACUGAAAACUGGACAUUUGCAGGUCAAAGUGAUUGUAAACAAAGAGGCACUUAGUCUGCAUGGAGGCGGUAAAAGUGGAAAUAAUUGCAGUGUGGGGCCAGUUUACUGAUGCUAGUCUAGUCAACUCAUAUUUUGAGAUUCUCUGGCUAGUGUUAGCUCCCAAACCCAGCCACAAUAACGUUAACGUUAGCUGGCUCAAAACACAGCUAUCAUCAUGAAGAGCUGGGUUGAACAAGUGUUCUUUUGCCCUCUCCUGAUGCUCGUUAGACGACCAAGAAGAGGCAACUCUCUUCACUUCGUGUAGGAUUAUUCUGUCCUUUUUAUUGGGCUUCUUGGACUAUCUCCACAAUGUCUGAUCCAGGUAACUGGACUGCACCGCCAACUCAAAAAUCUCACUUUGUAACGGGCGCGAUGCUGAAGCGAUCAAAAAGUUGCCGUAGCAGCAACAGGAAGAGCCUGGGAUUGGGGACACCGUCCCCCACGCUGUCACGCCCCCUGUCCCCUCUGCCCGUCCAUACAGCAGCCAGCAGCCCAUUGGAUAGCCCAAGAAAUGUCUCCACCAGUGCCUCGGUCAACUUCCCCUUCGCUCGCAGUCAUAUGGCUCGCACUGACAGAGCGGAAGGACGACGAUGGUCACUGGCUUCUCUCCCUUCAUCAGGCUACGGUACCAACCCUCCCAGCUCCACAGUCUCCUCAUCUUCGUCGUCUCAAGAGCGCCUCCAUCAGCUUCCGUACCAGCCCACUCAGGAUGAGCUCCACUUCCUGUUUAAACACUUCCGCAGCUCUGAGAGUGUGACCGACGAGGACGGACGCCCCGCCACCGCCAUGCGCCCACGCUCACGGAGUCUCAGCCCGGGCCGAGCCAGUGGCUCAUUUGAUAACGAGAUCAUCAUGAUGAACCAUGUUUACAAGGAGCGCUUCCCAAAGGCCACGGCCCAGAUGGAGGAGCGCCUGCAGGACGUGCUGGUCCAGUGCUCUCCAGACAGCGCUCUGCCGCUGGGGGACGGAGUUCUGGGCUUCAUUCAGCACCAGCUGGUGGAACUGGGCCGCGACUGCCUGGACAAGUCCCGCAAGGGCCUGGUCACCUCGCGCUACUUCAUGGAGCUGCAGGAGAAACUGGACAAGCUCCUGCACGAGGCGUAUGAGCGCUCGGAGAGUGAGGAGGUCUCCGUCAUCAGUCAGCUGGUGAGGAAGAUGCUAAUCAUCAUAUCACGGCCUGCCAGACUCCUGGAGUGCCUGGAGUUUGACCCUGAGGAGUUCUACCACCUGCUAGAGGCUGCGGAGGGCCACGCCAAGGUGGGCCAGGGCAUCAAGACCGACAUCCCCCGAUACAUCAUCAAUCAGCUGGGCCUCAACCGAGACCCCCUCGAUGGCAUGGUGCAGCUGGACCAGUACGAUUCCAUCGACCCCAUUGCUGUGGAGUCGGAGGAGACCACAGAGCAGAACCGCUUGCUGCUCACCCCGUCUCGGAGGAAGCCGCUGGAGAGUGAUUUUGAGACCAUCAAACUCAUCAGUAAUGGGGCUUAUGGGGCGGUGUAUCUGGUGCGGCACAAGGAGACCCGUCAGCGCUUUGCCAUGAAGAAGAUCAACCGUCAGAACCUGAUUCUGCGGAACCAGAUCCAGCAGGUGUUCGUGGAGCGCGACAUCCUCACCUUCGCAGAGAACCCCUUCGUGGUCAGCAUGUUCUGCUCCUUUGAGACCCGCAGACACCUGUGCAUGGUCAUGGAGUAUGUGGAAGGAGGAGACUGUGCCAACCUGCUGAAGAAGAUGGGGCCGCUGCCAGAGGACAUGACGCGCAUGUACUUCGCCGAGACUGUGCUGGCCCUCGAGUACCUGCACAACUACGGCAUCGUCCACCGCGACCUCAAACCAGACAACCUGCUUAUCACCUCCAUGGGGCACAUCAAGCUGACGGACUUUGGCCUGUCCAAGAUCGGCCUGAUGAACAUGACCACCAACCUGUACGAGGGCCACAUGGAGAUGGACACGCGCGAGUUCAUCGACAAACAGGUGUGUGGAACCCCUGAGUACAUCGCCCCGGAGGUGAUCCUACGGCAGGGCUACGGCAAGCCAGUGGACUGGUGGGCCAUGGGCGUCAUCCUGUACGAGCUCCUGGUGGGGUGUGUGCCCUUCUUUGGAGACACGCCCGAGGAGCUGUUUGGACAGGUGGUCAGUGAUGAGAUCAUCUGGCCAGAUGGGGACGAUGCCCUGCCUGUGGACGCACAGGAUCUCAUCACCCGUCUUCUUAGACAGAGUCCCCUGGAGCGACUGGGAACAGGUGGCGCUGGGGAGGUGAAGCAGCAUCCCUUCUUCUCUCGUCUGGACUGGAACAGUCUGCUGCGGCAAAAGGCCGAGUUCGUCCCUCAGCUCGAGUCUGAGGACGACACUAGCUACUUCGACACGCGGACUGAGCGCUACCACCACCUGGGCUCAGACGAGGAUGAGGAGACUAACGAUGAAGAGUCGUCCCUGGAGAUCCGCCAGUUCUCUUCCUGGUCCAACCGCUUCAGCAAGGUGUACAGCAGCUCGGAGCAUCUGGCGACCCCGUGUAACCUGAGCUUCUCUACGGACCGCAGCCCCAGCGAGGACAAAGAGGAGCCCAGGGCCCCGUCCCCUGCAGACACACACACACAGCGCCACGCAGGGGACGAACACAGGCUCUCCGCUCAGAGAGCCAGUCUGCGUGUGCGGGCCUCUUCUGGCUCCUCCCAGUCCGAGCGCAGCACCAGUCCACUGGUCAUCAGCAGCACACACAGCCUGGAGACCAUGCCACGCUUCGCCCUGUCCACCGACGACGAAGCAGAAGUGGUUGUGUCUAACCUGCACCGCAUCAGGAUCCGGAGCAACAGCACCGGGGCCAAACACUCGUCUCCAAGGGAACAGGGCAGCUCACGGCGCUAUGGCAACCAGCUCGACACCCCCGACAAGCACAGGGUGCCAUCUGGGGGCAAAGUGCCCAAGUCUGCCUCCGUCUCUGCUCUCUCCCUCAUCGUCACCACAGACGACGUGUGUGUAGGUGGUCUCCAGACGAGCCCCAUCUCCCCGCGCUCCCUCUCGUCCACCCCUUCGUCCCGAGACUCGUCCCCGAGCCGCGAGCUCUCGCUCAGCCUGACCUGCCUGCGCCCCCCCAUCCUCAUCCACUCCUCCGGCAAGAAGUACGGCUUCACGCUGCAGGCCAUCCGCGUCUACAUGGGCGACUCGGACGUCUACACUGUACACCAUGUGGUCUCGAGUGUGGAGGAGGGAGGGCCUGCGCAUGAGGCAGGUCUUCGGGCUGGUGACCUCAUCACACACGUUAACGGGGAGUCGGUGCAGGGGCUCGUGCACACGGAGAUGAUGGAGCUGCUGCUCAAGAGUGGCAACAAGGUGGCGCUGCAGACCACGGCCCUGGAGAACACGUCCAUCAAGCGUGGACCCGCCCGCAAGGCCAGCUACAAGGGCAAGAUGGCCCGCCGCAGCAAGAAGUGCAAGAGGAGGGACACCCAGGACCGGCGUCGCAGCAUCCUGAAGAAGCUGUCGCAGCAGAGUGGCGUGAUGCAGAGCAGUCGCAGCUUCUCGUCCGGUCUGCAGCACUCGGUCUCGUCCAGCGAGAGCCUGCCGGGGUCCCCCACACACAGCCCCUCCCCUGGACCCUCCACCCCCUGCAGGAGCCCUGCUCCAGACCACCACGCCACAGAUGCGGCGCUGUCUCCCCAGAAUCCAUCUCCGUGCUCGCCCAGUUCCCCCGGCUCACCUGCGGCCCACAUCCGGCCCAGUUCCCUGCACGGGCUCAGCUCCAAGUUGGGUUCGCAGCGCUACAGCAAGGUGGGCCGCCGCAAGUCCACCAGCAGCAUCCCGCCCUCGCCGCUGGCCUGCACGUCCCCCCAGCGCUCGCCGUCGCCCCUGCCGACCAUCGCCAAGGCGCUGCGCUCCUCCUUCCACGGGCGCACUCUGUCUCCGCCCACUCUGGUGCGUCCACGCAGCGCCGAGCCCCCCCGCUCGCCACUCCUCAAGCGCGUCCAGUCGGCCGAGCGCCUGCCCGGCGCCUACCACCACGACAGGAAGUCCUUCGCCCCGCGCCGGCACACGCUGGAGGUGCCGCACGCCGAGGCCGACGCUCUGGCUGAGCUGGAGCCCGAGGGGGCAGCAGGGGGCGCUGUUCGGCUGGGCCUGGGCUACGGCGCCGCCCAGAGGCUCUGGUCAUCGGCGGGCAGCACGGAGCAGCUGGUGGUGAUGCGCAAGCUCAACCUGUCCGAGCGCCGCGACUCCUUCAAGAAGCAGGAGGCCGUGCAGGAGGUGAGCUUCGACGAGCCCGACGAGAAGCCGGCCGCAGCGGCACCCCCGAGCCCCCCGCGGCACCGCGCCGCCUGGUUGCUAGGCAACGGGGAGUCGGGCGAGGAGGACGGGGUAGCGGGGGGGCGCAGGUGCCCGCUCGUGCCCCAGAUCGCCGUGCAGGGCUCCGAGAGCGAGGAACAGGAAGACUGGGAGCCCUGCUCCGACGACCAGGAGGACGAGGAGGAUGAGGAGCUGAGGAAGACUACCGAGCAGGACGCCCAGGGUGCGGCCCAGCCUGCAUCUGUUGCCCUUGGCAACAUGCAGUGGGUGGUGUCCACGGUGACUCCGCCCAGCCCCCGUAGAGGGCAGAAGCCAAAGCAGAAAUGAAGGGAGACUGGUUGGGUUGGGGGUUGGGUUAGGGGUUGGGGACGGCACGACAAGAGGACAAACUCUCCACAGACUCUCCAUGCACUGAAUAAAAGACUGAACUCACGGGCUGAACCCCCUUGCCAAACACAUCGUCAUGAAAUAAAUUUAGCAAUUUUGGAUAGUUCUGUUCUUGGGGUGUUUUCCUGCGUUGUACAUUUUGUAAAUAAGUAAUGGAUAAGCAUGAAGGUGCAGUGGCAAAGCUUCCGUUUAUGUCUGAAGCUCCUGAAGGAGUAUCUAAGGAUUCAAACAGAACCACAUGUUGAGCAGCCAUGAUCAAACUAUCAUUUGCACUCGUUUUGGAAUAUAUCUGGUUUAUAAUGGCCUGAGAGUUUAACAUUUGUAUAAAUAUAUAUUUUAAAUUGGAAUGGUUUGGGCCAAAAUAAGCUUGAUCAGAGUUUGACAAGCAAUCAGUCAAACUGCAAGAGCUGUAGCUGAAGAAGAAAGCGAGAGACUCUGAUGCUCUGAUCGCAGGUCCGUCUCAGCCCCGUACGGCUGCAUAGAUCCUGUGAUGUUCUCACCUAAUCAGCCGAAUGCACUUAUCUGUAUUUAUUACUGGGCCAGCCAGGAAGCUUGUUUGGUUGUGAUUCUGCAAGCCAUACACCGUGGUGAACUAAUCUCAUUUAGUGAAGACUCCUCUGUGGCUGAGCUGCAGAGCGCCAUGCUACUGCACUUCAGGGUUUCACGUCCUGAGGAUUACUAUGGACAAAAAAACACUGAAAUUGAAACCUGAACAAAUACACACUAACACACACACAUAGAUUGUGUUGCAGUCCGUCCAACAAGUCCAGACGGCCUUUUUCCUCCAGGGUGUGUGUGUGUGUGUGUGUGUGUGUGUGUGUGAACAGGAUUCACAGGUCAGAGUCCAUGCACUCCAAGCCCCUCCCCUCCGGGGUGUGUCCGGGGCAACCUGCUCGUCGUCAUGGCUUCCUUCGUUUUCCACGGGUUAAUGUUUACAUGUGGGCAAGACUGCCCUGACCAUGCUGCACGCUCUCUGCACGCUCUCUCCUGCCGAGGGAAGGAAAGAACCCGUCUGAAGGGCCGUUUUCUGGGGUGUUUAGAACCCGUCUGAAGGGGCGUUUUCUGGGGUGUUAAGAAACCGUCUGAAGGGCCGUUUUCUGGGGUGUUAAGAACCCGUCUGAAGGGCCGUUUUCUGGGGUGUUUAGAAGCCGUCUGAAGGGCCGUUUUCUGGGGUGUUUUCUGGGGUGUUAAGAAACCGUCUGAAGUGCCGUUUUCUGUGGUGUUUAGAAGCCGUCUGAAGGGGCGUUUUCUGGGGUGUUUAGAAGCCGUCUGAAGGGCCGUUUUCUGGGGUGUUUUCUGGGGUGUUAAGAAACCGUCUGAAGUGCCGUUUUCUGUGGUGUUUAGAAGCCGUCUGAAGGGGCGUUUUCUGGGGUGUUUAGAAGCCGUCUGAAGGGCCGUUUUCUGGGGUGUUUAGAAACCGUCUGAAGGGGCGUUUUCUGGGGUGUUUAGAAGCCGUCUGAAGGGGUGUUUACUGGGCCAUUUACUGGGCGUUGGGCGUUUAGUUCUCUCUGAAUCCAGGGCUCCCUAUUUGUAUCUGACAUGAUGAAUCCUUUUGUUAGUUUAUUUUUUAAUGUAUGAAGUCCUGUACAUUUUGAUACAAGUGUUAUUUCAUGUGACCUUUUGAUGCAUUGCAAACUUGAAGAUGCUUUUGUGGUGGAUAGGUGGACUUUAUAUGGAUGACUGUGUUGCACUGGAAUGGGGGUUUGAUGAUAAUCAAUUGGCCUUUUGGCUGUAUUUUUUUUUUUUUCUUUAUUUGUUUUCACUAUAGAGUUCACCGUAGAUAUGCCAAGUCUAUUUUACAGUCUUGCAGCGGGCAUGCAGCGUACUGCUCCAGCAACGCCCCUUCCUCUAACAAGCGCUACUUCCUGACUUCUAUGGUAGUUCAGCAGGGUCCCCUUCCUCUAACAAACGGUACUUCCUUACUUCUAUGGUAGUUCUGUACUCCUGUACUGUUUUCUCUGAACAUUUGAAUGAGUUUUAAUGGCGAUGUAACCAAAGCAUUGUGGCUUUUAUUCUGUGUUACUUCAUAGGAUGUGAAGCCUGGAACUGUCUGACCCUGGAGAAGGGGGAAGAGAGAUGUAUGAAGCAGACCUGUUCUGUGACUGUUUGUGAAACAUGUUUACAUUUGUGUUUUUGUGUGUGUGGAGGGAGUCAAUCUCCCUUAAACAGACUAAGAGAAGCAGUGUUUUUGUACUUGUACUUGACGGUGCAUCCCAACGCUACUCUCCUUUUGGAAAUAUUGUUUUUGUUUGUUUGUUUACUACUGGCUCUCCAAGGCCACUGUAAACUUCUCGGCUUCUAGAGGUGUCUUUCUUACGUUGGCAUGCCUCACGGCAUUGUUCUCUUUUCAGGAUGUUCUAAAUUGCAUGCAGCAUGAUCAUAUGGGCACACAGCCAUACACACCUGUACACACACACACACACACACACACAGCCAUACACACCUGUACACACACACACACACACAGCCAUACACACCUUUUACACACACAAACAGCCAUACACACCUGUACACACAAACACACACACAGCCAUACACACACACACACACGGUUGUAUGGCUUAGUGGGCAGAAGGUCCAGCUUAUGUUCUUGUGUCGCCUGUCUCCUGUCAAUGAUCGGAACCAGCGUUGAGCCCACACAUUUCCAGCGUUGAGCACCCACAUUUCCAGCGUUGAGCCCACAGCAUUGAGCCCCACACAGCGUUGAGCCCCACACAGGGUUGAGCCCCACAUUUCCAGCGUUGAGCCCCCACAUUUCCUGACCUCUUCACACUCGCAGUGCAAACUUUUAUAGCUUCAAUCAUCCGUUUGUUAAAGUCCUCUUAUUUGGUACAGUCCUCUCUUAAAAGUUCCCUCACCAGUUUUGAUUUGAAAUCUUUUUACCUGCUGUCUGUUAGUGUAAGAUGCAUCAAUGUGGAGAGUAAUCUGGGAAGUGGUCCUUCUCACAGCAUUUGCACCCUUUGUUUCCAUCACCUCGUGCUAGUAGCUGCCCCAUCAUCAACCUCAGCAUCCGUACCUCCAUCAGCAGGCUGGGGUUCGUCUCACCCCUAGUUGUCCUCCACAUCUGUACCUGGGGCUCGUCUCACACCCCUAGUUGUCCUCCACAUCUGUACCUGGGGCUCGUCUCACCCUUAGUGGUUCUUGUUGCAUCUUACACUCUGGAAAACUGGUAUUUGAUGAAGUUCAUGUGCCAUGUCUUUGUUGUUUGUGUCUGUCAGAAGGGAUUCAUCUGACAUUUUAGUAUCACUGGGUUUUUAAAACGACAAUCACCAAGCUAACCGCUGCUGCUCAGACAUCCCCCAUGUUAACUCUGUACCUGAGGGUUCAAUGCUAUUUGUUUGCUGAUAAAUUAUUCGAUUAGUGGACUUCCAGAACAGUGAAAAUUCUGUGCAAAAAUGUAUUUAUUCUGUAUGAUUUACAGGUCAUCAGUGUUUUUAUAAUAAACUAUACCCAUGGCUUUGGUAUGGUG